Messenger RNA from Toxoplasma gondii ME49, 492 nucleotides. RefSeq lists its product as hypothetical. The coding region runs from base 1 to 492 and encodes 163 amino acids. NCBI's taxonomy places the organism in Eukaryota, Apicomplexa, Conoidasida, Eucoccidiorida, Sarcocystidae. The record is from RefSeq and is a predicted model, not a curated record. The transcript has a single exon.
AUGCGAGUUCCUCACUUUGCAAGUUCCGCCCUAGCGGCGGCCUUCCUUGUGACUUGCGCAAGUGCCAAGAAGGACACGAAAAUCGCGCCGAGGUCGGAGUCGUCUGCGGAUCCUCCGCGGUCCCGAGGAACGGCGUUGGAACAUCAGGUCGCCCAGAUCUUGGAGAUGCUGAAGAUCCUCAGUCCGGCGAUCGAGGAAGUGAACCAGAGGACGAAGGAUGUACAAGACAAACUGCUAUUACUGAAAGAAGCAGAGGAAGGAAAGACCUUCCAGCGACAGGGCCUCAAACGUGGGCUGCUGGCUGCCACUUUCUCUCUGACAGCUUUCGCCAGUGCAGUGGUGGCGCCCUCGUUGUGGGAUGGGGGUCUUUUGGCUUUUGUCUCUUUUGCCUUUGGCGCUGUAGCCGUCGCGUACUUGAACCGUUACUUCCGUGACCAGAGUGGGAAGGCUGCAACGAAACGCCGGGAGUCAAAGGAAGGGGGACGGCUCUAA